GCGCUAGUUUACGAGACGGAAAAGUGAUUACACAUUCUCUUAUGGACCUGGCCAGACUUCUCUCUGCUUUUAACCAAGAAUCAAGCGCUUUAACAAAAAACGGAAAUCUUCAAAUAAUAAUUAUUGAUCUUGUUUUUCUAAUGCAACGCAAAGAUUCUUUAAUUAUCGAGUCACUUUUAUCGCGUGAUCUACAAUCUUUUUUAUGUUAGCAACUUUGAGUAUUUUUGCAUUUGAAUUUUACUUUAUUGACAUGUGCAUUGAAACCACGCCGAUAGCGUGAAAAAAAGCAAUUCGAACUUUAAAGAUUUUUGAGUAAAGUGCAUUUUAGAAAUGACUUCCCAACGACCAGUUUCUUGCGGAUUGGAAUAUUCCUGUGCUUCAGAUCUACCUAAGUGUUUAGACGAUGCACGGAGUUCAAAAUUUGACUUUAUCUGCAUCAACUUGGUUCAUCCUUUAUACAAGAGAGAAUUUAUAUCUGGUCUCGCCAAAGAUCGUCCAGGACCAUUUACCAGACCAGACUUGAUCUUACCUAGUUCAGAUUGGAAUAGUGUAAUUGCCAAAUUUCCGCCGCUUAUCAAUGUGGAUUCACCAAAUCCAAUUAUCAGAAAAAAUAGUGAAGAAACUCUCAAACAAGAAAUGAGCUUAGCUAGUCACUUCAGUUUGCCAAGUAUACUUAUCAAAUUAAGAUAUGGAAUAAGUGAGAAUGUAAAUCUUGCAAGGAUUAUUUCCGAGAAAAUUAUACAGAACAAUUGUUACCAGGUUUGGGUAGAAGUACCAAUGGAAAAUCCCAAAAAACAAACCUAUUCUUAUAGAUCAGAAAAAUGUCCAAAGAUUGCGGAAGAAAGUCCAUGGGAAUGGUGGAAUGCAUUUAGAACACUAUGUGAUUACAAUAAGAAAAUGGGAAUUGCAUUAGUUGUUAGUCAUGAUUUACCUGAAUCUGAUGAGAUUGAUAGAUGGCUCGGGGAACCGGUGAGAUGCUUGAUCUUGCAGACGUCGGUAUUUCUCACUAAUAAAAAAGGUUAUCCCGUACUGAGUAAAGCACAUCAAGGAUUGGUAAAAAAAUUUGCUGCAUUAGAAGUUCAGUUUCUCUUAAGAGGCUGUACGUACUUCACAAGUUCGACUUAUCACAACUAUCUUGACUUUUUAUGGAAGGGAUGCCAGAAACACGGAACGGUAGAAAGAUUUGCCAAGGGGUAUGAAGACUAUCUGCAGAAUCCGUUACAACCAUUAAUGGACAAUCUCGAGUCACAAACCUAUGAAAUAUUCGAAAAAGAUCCGGUAAAAUAUCGAGAAUAUCAGACUGCUAUAUGCGAAGCUCUCAAGGCAAUCGCGUCAAAGAUUGAAAAGAGACAAAUAAUCAUCAUGGUGGUUGGCGCUGGUAGAGGUCCGCUUGUAACAGCAUCUUUGAAUGCUGCGGACUUGACCUGCUUGGACGUAAAGGUGUACGCAGUUGAGAAGAAUCCUAAUGCCGUAAUAACUUUGCAGGCUAUUCAGAGAGACAUGUGGAAAGACAAGGUUACGGUGGUUUCGUGUGACAUGAGAAACUGGACUCCUCCGGAAUUAGCCGAUAUUAUCGUUUCCGAAUUACUCGGAUCGUUCGGUGACAACGAAUUGUCUCCGGAAUGCUUGGAUAAUGUUAUGCAGUUUUUAAAAGAUGACGGAAUUAAUAUACCCCAAUCGUAUACUUCAUACAUCGCUCCGAUACAAUCUCACAAAUUGCACUGCGAGGUGAGGCAGCUUAGAGAUAAAGACAGACAUCCGUUAGCUCAUUUUGAAAUGCCGUAUGUGGUUCAUUUGCAAAAUAAAUACGAUAUAGCGAAUCCACAACCGCUUUUCACAUUCAAGCAUCCAAAUCCAGAUGUUUUUAAGGAUAAUUCGAGGUAUGAAACAAAAAUCUUCUCGGUGACGCAGAAUUGUGUCCUACACGGAUUUUCCGGAUACUUCACAACGGUGCUGUAUGAAAAUAUUAUAUUGAGUAUAGAACCCAACACAAUCAGUCCGGAUAUGUUCAGUUGGUUUCCGAUCUUCUUCCCAAUUAAGGAACCGAUACAGUUGAAGGCAGGGGAUGAACUGGUGGUUCACUUCUGGCGCAAAUGUAGUCCCAACAAAGUGUGGUAUGAGUGGUGCCUUAGCAAACCCGUUCCAGUAUCAAUUCACAAUUCAAACGGACGUUCUUCCACCAUUGGAUUAUAGUGAAAUCAUAUAUAAAUCGUAAUUUUUCAUCCAAACUUUUUUCUCAUUCAGAAUGUGAUGUGAGGAUUGAACUCUUCCACGAACAUAUUCUCUAACAUCUCUAGAUAAUUACAGAUAUGUUCGAGUAUUAUUUUUGCAGUAGUUUUUAAUUUUUCUUUUUUCAGUGGUUGUAUCUGUCCUUUUUUUACGUGUUGCACACUUUUUUAAAGUUUGCAUAGUUAUUUUAUUAAAUGAUAAAAUUUAGCCGAAUUUUGUUUAUACACACAAAUUAAUUUACAAGAGUACAACUUGUGUUUGAACAUGGUUUUUUCAUUCAGCAUAAUAUCAAAAAUGUUCUCUUUAAAAGAUAAUUGUGUAAGAUAAGAGAAUUUUUAUGUAAAAAACAUCUAACACUAUCCGGAUGUGUGACAAUUUGUGUAUAAGGAAUGUGCAAAUAUUUUUUUUUGGCGCAUAUUGCUGAAGAGAAUAUCUCACAAGUGCUUCUCUAAAAAGCCCGCUAUAUUACGUUAUGUUUUUUAUUUAAUUACACAGGACCAUCGAGAAGAAUCUUAUUAUUCGCGAUUUGGAAAUCAAAUCGUCGCGACGCGUGCGAUCCGACGAUAAAGAGAAGAAUCAAUUUGCGCGCCGCAGGUUUUUAUAUAUAUAUCAAACGCGCACGAUGUUUUACGCCGUUUCACGACGCGCUUAACGUCGAAUUCACGAGGAUACAUACAUGACACAUCAGCGUAGCAAACCAGAAGAACCAAUCAGCGCUUUAUAAAAACAAAAACAAAAAAAAAACAAAAAAUAAUGAGUUUGAGAUACGCGAGUUAUCUACAUGUAACUUUUUAUAACAAGAGACUGUAUAUGUGAUCUUUGUACGCCCGGUUUCCAUAUAUAGAGGUCAUCGGGCGCGGUACAAUUUUGAUAAGAGAUAUUUUUCAAGCGUAUACAUCGUGUACUGUUGCUAUCGCCUUAAAUUCACGUGAUGAGAUGCACUGAGUGAGAGAAAGAGAAAGAUAAGAGAUCGAAUUUUACAUAUUCAACUUGACGCUGUGCGAAACUAGAUAUGACAUAUAUGUAACGUUUGUGACGUACUUUUUUUACUUUAUUCAAUUAUUUUGUUUGAGUUGUUUCUUCAAGUGAGACUAAAAAAAAUUUGUUCAGCGUCUUUCUUUUUGAUUGAUUGUAAGUCUGAUAUUAUACACAGAUUGUAAAAUCUGAGCGCGAAUAAUUGUGCGAAUCGAGUAUAGUUGUGAAAAAUAGAUGUGGCAAUGGAUACAAUAAUCACGUUUUUAAAUUUAUCGCAACGAACUGUGGAUCGUGUACUUCUGUAUCUUUAUUUUGAAUAAAAAAAAACAAACAAAACAAUGUUUUUCAAAAUAUUCGCAAAAUUAUCGAAAUUCAACGAAAAAUGCAAGUUAUCAUCCAAAAAUGGUAAAAACUGGGUUGUUUUGCGCUUUUGACCACGGGUGUCUUGCACGUGAUGGAAAAACUGAGAGCGAAGUCCGAGAAAAUUUUCCCCGUGAAUGCAACAAUCUGACGCGCGCGCGCGCGCGUGUGCGUGUGUGUGUGUGACCACCGGAAUGUUGAUGACGACGGAACUCGAUAGUGCGACGAAAUGCGAGACAUUUGUAUCGAACUAUAACCGUACAGUUCGAUACUACAGUUCUCUAUGGCAAGAUAAUGCAGAGAAACUGAUGACACCAGAAGAGCUGUGACCGUAAAGUCGUCGGCAUCUCUCAUCAGUCGAUAGUCUCCGUAUCGCUCGCGAGCCUGCGCUACAUUACGCGCGGGACCGGCGGCACGUGAACGCGAUCGGGGGAGAAAAAAAAAAAAAAAAAAAAAAAA
Pseudomyrmex gracilis is the source of this 4023-nucleotide messenger RNA. RefSeq names its product protein arginine N-methyltransferase 5 (gene csul). Gene Ontology annotation, biological process: peptidyl-arginine N-methylation; regulation of DNA-templated transcription. NCBI's taxonomy places the organism in Eukaryota, Metazoa, Arthropoda, Insecta, Hymenoptera, Formicidae. Bases 331 to 2193 code for a protein of 620 amino acids. The record is from RefSeq and is a predicted model, not a curated record. The transcript is spliced from 11 exons. Gene Ontology annotation, cellular component: cytosol; nucleus.